This is a messenger RNA of Marmota flaviventris (yellow-bellied marmot), 2927 nucleotides long. It is a transcript of the gene Smap2, whose product is annotated as small ArfGAP2. The record is from RefSeq and is a predicted model, not a curated record. NCBI's taxonomy places the organism in Eukaryota, Metazoa, Chordata, Mammalia, Rodentia, Sciuridae. Gene Ontology annotation, molecular function: GTPase activator activity. Gene Ontology annotation, cellular component: cytoplasm.
GGAAGUAGGCGGCGGAGGUGGUGUCCGAGGUGUCGGCAGCUGCCAGGGAAACCGAGGCGCGGGACACACUGCCGGCAGAAAGGCAGGCCCGGGGGUCGGCUCUGCGUCCGGCACCCAGGAAGCCUCGGGCUCCCUUCGCCUGGGCUGAAGGUCCCUGGUCCAGCAACCUCCGCUGGACCCAGGCCUUUCCCUGAGCCCGCCAGGGGGCGCGGCGCCGAGGGGCUGAGGAGUGGGGGGCUGACGCCGCUGACCCUAGAGGGGCGCCGGGAGGUGCGGGAGGAGAGCUCUCCCCCGCUCAGGUGGUGCUCCUGGGCGGGGGACCGGGAGUUCUCACCUCGGACUGAGACGGGGGCAUCUGGGGGCGAGGAGGGCGCGUCGCCCUCUGCCCCCGCCGGCACCCUGGCCAUGACCGGCAAGUCGGUGAAGGACGUGGAUCGGUACCAGGCGGUCCUGGCCAACCUGCUGCUGGAGGAGGAUAACAAGUUUUGUGCGGACUGCCAGUCUAAAGGGCCACGAUGGGCCUCCUGGAAUAUUGGCGUGUUUAUCUGCAUUCGAUGUGCUGGAAUCCACAGGAAUUUGGGGGUGCACAUAUCCAGGGUAAAAUCAGUUAACCUCGACCAGUGGACUCAAGAACAGAUUCAGUGCAUGCAAGAGAUGGGCAAUGGAAAGGCAAACCGGCUUUAUGAAGCAUACCUUCCUGAGACCUUUCGGCGACCUCAGAUAGACCUAGCUGUUGAGGGAUUUAUUCGAGAUAAAUAUGAGAAGAAGAAAUACAUGGACCGAAGUCUGGACAUCAAUGCCUUUAGGAAAGAGAAGGAUGACAAGUGGAAAAGAGGGAGUGAACCAGCUCCAGAGAAAAAAAUGGAACCUGUUGUUUUUGAGAAAGUGAAAAUGCCACAGAAAAAAGAAGAUUCACAGCUACCUCGGAAAAGUUCCCCCAAAUCCACAGCGCCCGUCAUGGAUUUGUUGGGCCUUGAUGCUCCUGUGGCCUGCUCCAUUACAAAUAGUAAGACCAGCAAUACACUAGAGAAGGAUUUAGAUCUUUUGGCCUCUGUUCCAUCCCCAUCUUCAGUUUCCAGAAAGGUUGUAGGAUCCAUGCCAACUGCCGGGAGUGCUGGUUCUGUUCCUGAAAAUCUGAACCUGUUUCCGGAGCCAGGGAGCAAGUCAGAAGAAAUAGGCAAGAAACAACUCUCCAAGGACUCCAUCCUCUCACUAUAUGGAUCCCAAACGCCUCAAAUGCCUGCCCAAGCAAUGUUCAUGGCUCCUGCUCAGAUGGCAUAUCCCACAGCUUACCCCAGCUUCCCUGGGGUUACACCUCCUAACAGCAUCAUGGGGAGCAUGAUGCCCCCACCAGUCGGCAUGGUAGCUCAGCCUGGAGCUUCUGGAAUGGUUGCCCCUAUGGCCAUGCCUGCAGGCUAUAUGGGUGGCAUGCAGGCAUCCAUGAUGGGGGUGCCGAAUGGGAUGAUGACUACCCAGCAGGCUGGCUACAUGGCAGGAAUGGCAGCUAUGCCCCAGACUAUGUAUGGGGUUCAGCCAGCUCAGCAGCUGCAAUGGAACCUCACUCAGAUGACCCAGCAGAUGGCUGGGAUGAACUUCUAUGGAGCCAACGGCAUGAUGAACUAUGGCCAGUCAAUGAGCGGUGGAAAUGGACAGGCAGCAAAUCAGACUCUGAGUCCUCAGAUGUGGAAAUAAAAGCAAAACACCUGUAUGGCUGCCACUUUCCUUAGCCUUUGCUCUCCCCCUUCUUUCCUCACCUCUCCUCCCCGCCAUCCCUUUUUCCUACCUCUCUCUAUUUGAUUUAGAAAUUGCUCAAUAAGUCAUUUGGGGUUUGGCAUCCUGUCCAACCCAGCCACUUCCCAAACAUGCAGACCUCUCUGUUGCUCUAUGUUGUUCAUGUCCCCUGGCCAUCCUGACUUCCUCUCCAGCCACAGCCCCUAUCCUUUCCUGGCACCAGCACCUUAGAAAUUGUUGGCAGAAGGCACUUGAACCACAGGGAAAAUGUGCACACUUUUCAGUACCUUCCCUCAAGGUUGAACCUCCUGUCAGACCCUUAGAAAGGUCUGUGGCAUUGUGCAUUAGGCAAAGGGGAGGGUGUAGAGAUUCUUCUAUAUGUGUUAAUAAGCUAUUUCUAAGUGUUUAAAGUUUUGGUUAAAGAGAGGUAUCAUGUUCCCAUGCUUUAUGGGAAUGAAAAAAGUCCUGCAAUCAAAUUAAAUACUCCUUGGGUCUUGGAUCAGGUUGACCCUAGCCUUGGGGUGAGGCAAGCCCCUUCCUGUGUGGAUGAGCAAAAAUAUUACUCCACUUUGCCCUGAGUUGCUUUCUGGAUCUGGGGCUUCAGGACUCGCUGCUUCAGUCAGCCUUUAUUAGCACCAAAGACUUUAUGAAGGUCCCAUACAGAUGCACAUCCCUGCUGCCUCCUCCCUGCCAUCAGAGGAUCCGGCUCCAUGGCUGGAGGACCAGCCCCAGUGUGGGGAUGCAGAGCUUAAUCUGUGCACUGCUUAUGUGUGUGUACAUGUGGAUAUCGCCUCCCACCCUCUCCCUAACUGCUCUGGGCAUUUUUGUUUUUGUUUGUUAGUUUUAGGUUUAUAACAGAGAGGAGUUAAUUUAUCAACAGUCUAAAACUGUUGCCAGUUUUUCUUAUAUUUAAAAAAAAAUUACCAUCUCAUCGAUAGCUCCCUAUCUCCUUUCCCUUCUCCCAUCUGCCAGUCACUCUUUCAUACCCGCGUAUCCAGGUAUUUUAUUUGCCCACCUGUUUCCCAGUGUGUGAGGCAGAGAGCCUGGACAGCUUUCCUCUCAGCCAUUGUUCACCCCACUUGAAAAUUCAAACAAAAAAACUUUGCUUAAAGGAUUUCAUGUGUGGGAACCACAAUGCCUGUUUGCCUUUCUCCUGUGUAUGUGUAAAUUCCUUAAUAAAUAUUGCAGGGAAGGAC